ACCACAUAUAAAGAUCAUAUCUUGCCAUGAAGAGAUUCAUGGCUUGCUUGAUAGCCGGCCGACAUUCACCGAUCAGCUUGUGAUUCGUAAAGACGCGGAUUUGAACGCGCUUUUAUAUUAUUUUUCAAUAAGUGAGUCUGUGAAAUGGCUUUCCUGAAAAGCAUCUGGAAAAACAACGGCAAACACCAAAAAUUAUCAGAAGAACUGGCCUUACAAAACGCCAAAGAGGCCGAAAACGACCAAACAGAGAUUGAAAAUGAAAACGACGUCAUUACUUUUAAAUUAAAAUAUUUAGGCAGUACCGUAGUUGAAAAAUUGGUCGGGGACAGCAUUAACACCGAAGCCGUCAAAAACAUAAUCAAAGUCACUAAAGCCAGCCGAAAAAAGCUCCAAAGGGUCAAUAUCGCGAUUUCUCUUAAGGGAAUUGCCGUUACGGACCUGGAAGGCAACGAUAUUUUAAAAAUAUCGAUAUACAGGAUUUCGAACUGCUCGACUGACCCCACCCAUCGUCAAGUAUUUUCGUUUGUUUCGACCGAUGCCCAUGAAACAAUGGAAUGUCACGCAUUCAUUUGUUCCAAGCGAAAGAUGGCCGAAACUGUCACGUUGGCCGUAGCUCAUGCUUUCAGUACAGCAUACGAGGCUUGGAGGAUUUUACCGACGACCAAAGAGUUUGAAAAAAAUGUUACGACGAAGGAAAAUCAACAAAAUCGCACGAAUACGGUUGAGGAAAAAUUGAUUGAUUUUGGCGAUGAGGACCAAUCAGAGUUUGCCACGCCGACGUGUCAGGGCACAAUGAACAGUCAUUGGGUCUGUUUCGAUGAUGACUUCAGCGAAGCUCGAAACGGCUUCAAAACUGACUUAAUUGUGGCUUAGUUGUAGAUAUUUUAAGUUUUUUAUGUAUGUUUUUUAACCAGGAUUUGUGUAGAAAUUUAAAUUAUUAUCGCCAUGACACUUGUAUCACUGUCUCUCUUUUUUAAUUCUUGAAUAAACGUUCAAAUGUUA
Molecule: messenger RNA, 1002 nt
Organism: Tribolium castaneum (red flour beetle)
Lineage: Eukaryota; Metazoa; Arthropoda; Insecta; Coleoptera; Tenebrionidae
Product: low density lipoprotein receptor adapter protein 1
Exons: 5
Coding region: 145-873 (242 amino acids)
Source: RefSeq, a predicted model, not a curated record